CUGGCAGCCCUGGAAAGCUCUAACCCAGUAAAAAGAAAUUUCAAAAUCGUCCAACAAACCGUUCAACAGGCGUGCAAUAUUGGACCUGUGUUGGACAGUUUUGACCUAGUGGGAAUUCUGACACAGAAAAGCUUCCCGGCUUAUUUUUUUUUGUUGAAAUCACAACACAACUGCCGAAAACAUCACAGCGCGCAAAUCAAUUCUGCUGUUUUUCGUGUUUCGUCCUGUUAAAUUGUACUAGCGUAUUCCAAGUUCGUCAACUUUACGGCUACUAAUAUAUUUCAAUCAUAUAACUCGAUACAAUGUCCACGAUUAGCAAGCUUGAAAUCCGUGGCAUCCGAGGUUUCGGUGUUGAAAGCGAGGAUGUUCAGAAAAUCAAUUUUCAAUCCCCGCUGACGCUGAUCGUCGGCCAGAAUGGUUGCGGAAAAACAACCAUCAUCGAAUGCCUGAAGUACGGGCUAACCGGCGAAGUUCCCCCGGGGACGGACCGGGGCAAGGGAUUCGUGCACGAUCCGAAGAUCUUCAACAUGGUCGAAAGCAUGGGACAGGUCAAGCUGAUGGUGAAAGAUUUCACCGGCAACCGAGUGACCGCCACACGCUCGAUGAAAGUUUCGCAGAAGGGCAACACGAAGCAACCGAAGUUCGAAACGUUGGACUCGGUGGUAACGAUGGAGAAUGCUGCCAGCGGACAGAAAACCAACAUAUCCCGUCCGAGGGUGGCCGAUAUAAAUAACGAUAUGUGUGAUGCAAUGGGCGUUUCGAAAGCUAUCAUCAACGAUGUCAUUUUCUGUCAUCAGGAGGAUUCGAACUGGCCGCUGGAGGAACCGAAGGAGCUGAAGAAAAAGUUUGAUGCUAUUUUUGGAACGACCGAGUACAAUCGGGUUAUUGAGAAGUUGAUAAAGAUCUCGAAGGAGUACAAUGACCGGCAGAAGGAUAAGGCCGGGGAUUUGAAGUUGCUGGAAAACAUCAAGAGUCAGGCUGAGAUGAAGCAGGUGCAGCUGGAGAAGGCUGAUAAGAAGAAGGGGGAAAUGCGUACGGUGGUGGAAAGUUUGGAGGGCUCACUGAAACCAAUCUUUGAACGACUGGAACAGAUUACCAAGAUUGAGCGGGAUUAUUCCAAACUGAAGCAGCAGGAGAUUGAGUACAAAUCGAAGAUCAAUACUAAGGAGGAUCAACAGAACUCGCUUCGCUCAAAGAUACGUACACUGUUCAGUGGCACUCUGCCGGAGCUAGAGGUGGAAAUCCGCACAUUUCAGCAGUCGAUGAACUCCAAACGUUCAGAACUGCGCGAUGCCGAAUCCGAUUUGGGUACUCGUAAAAAUCAGGAGAGAUCUGUGCAGAAAAAGCUCCAGGAGUUGGAAUCUCGUCGUGUCCAACUGAUUACCAAGCGUCAGCAAGAGCAGGAACUUAAUGGCGAUCGAGGAAAGAAAAUUAUUGAAUUGUGCGAGCGGAUGAAGCUUCCUGUUAGCGGAGAUUAUGAAUCCGAUGGUCUGGAGGUGGAAGCUGCCUUGAAGGCUAUCAAGCAUGGCAUCCGGUCGGAGGAAAGUGACCUUCAGGCUAUGGUCAAAGCUCACGAUGAAGCCGAUCAGCAGGCACAGAAGGCAAUCGAUAAACUGCGAGAAGAGAAAACGAAGCUAGAGGCCGAUUUUCGUCUGAAGGGACAAAUGGUGACGGACUUUGCUCGGGAGAAAGCCAAAACGCAGUCGGAAAUUACAGCGAUCGAGCGUUCGGCGGAAGUGCUGAAGAAGCUGGUCAGUGAAAUCGAAAAGCUGGAGAAGGAUUAUGAAAAUCAGAAGGCGAAUUCAAACGUGGACGGAAUGCGACGGACGCUGACGGAGAAAAAGAAGAAACGGGAAGAGUUGCAGACUAAGCUGGACAAGGCAGAGGAACAGAUAUCGUCUUUGGAUGCUAUUGCAGCCAAGGCGACCGAAUUGAGUCUGAAGGAGCAGCAGCUGACAGGGAAGGAGUCCGAGUUCAGAAGAAUUCGCAACAAACAUUCGGACAAUUUGAAGCGGCUGUUCCCCACGAAAACCAUUGAAAACAACUACAAGCGCAACGUCCAGGACUUGUACGAUAGUCUCCAGCGUCAGAUGAAGCAUUUGAACGAAUCCAUGCGCCAAUCGCAGGCGAUCGUAACGGAAAUGGAGACGACCAGACGAUCUCAGAAACGGGACCUAGAGCGAAUGGAGAAAGAACUAACGGAAAACAAGGAAAAAAUUUACUCAGCCUGCCAGGGCAACCCGUACGACGAGGUCCUAACUAAACUGAAGGAAAAGAUAACCAAGAACAAUUUGGAACAUGGAGAGUUACGUUCGGCAGACGUCCUCUACAGGAAGUACAUCUCUCGCAUCGAAGACGACCGGUGCUGUCCAGUUUGUCACAAAGAGAUGGCCGGUUCGGACGCGCAGGAUGUUAGCUCGGAACUGUCGGACGAAAUCCGACGGCUUCCGGAGAAGAUCGAGUCACUCGAGCGGCAGCUGAAGGCAGAUCAAAUUAAGUACGAUCGCAUGCUGGCGCUUCAACCCUAUUCCGAGCGGGUGGAGAAACAAACGGCGGAGAUACCUAAACUAAAACAGCAGCUACAGGAGACCGAAAGUCGCUUGACACAAGCUUCGGCAGAUUUGGAAGAAUGUCAGAUGUCGAUUUUGGAGCCGAACUCCAGUGUCCAGCUGAUCAACUCGAUUCUGGGAGAUAUGAGCAUCUUGGAUGAAUCGGCUAAAGAUUUGGAACGGGGCAGAAAGAGUGUUGCCGAUUUGAAGCAAGAACUGACUGAAAAGACACCACAAGGUACUAGCUCUUCGCUCGAGGAUUUGAAGCUCGAGAGGGAAGCUCUUCGUGGCGAACUGCGAAGUGAACGCAAUUUGAUCGAUGCACUGCAGAACAAGAUCGACGAAGAGACUGAACGACUGAAUAGCCUUCACCAGCGGUUCAAUCAAAUGAAGGAGAAAAAGAUUCAACUUCAGGAGUCGGUACAGUCGUUGGAUCAGAAAAAGGCCAAAGAGGUUGAACUUGGUGAGAAAAUAGCUGUCUGCCAGCGGGAAAUGGACGAAUCGGAGCGGAAGCUUGGUCCCAUUCGGAAGGAUCUAGCCAAAGAGGAGGAUGCAAAAGUCAAGGGUAAGGAAGAAAGAAGAGUUAAAAUGGGCAAAGCCCAGCAAGUACUGGAACAGCUUAAGCGAAUGGAUGGGGAGAUAGUGCGCCUGGGCAAAGAAUUGGAAGCGCUAGCAAAACUAAAUUUGAUUGAUGAGAUUCAGAAAAUGAAGCGGAAGCUAAGUGAAACUAACGAUGAAAUGAAAAAGAUUACUGCCGGUAUCGAGGAAGCAAACGUUCUAAUCGAUAAUUUGAAGAAGGAAAUAUCCAAUCAGGACAUGAUUGAGCGCGACUUUCUGGAUAACCGAGAUCUGAAGAAGAUAAGUGCAGAAACCGAAGUCCUCAAAGAGAAGUUGGAUGCUCUUAUGCGUAGUAUCGGGGAUCUCAAUGCUCCGAACAUUGCCCAGGAGCGCAAUAAACUGCUAGAGCAACGGGACACUAUACAGGCCAAGAAAAGUGAAAUUACCGGUCAGAUAAACGAGUUGGAAAGCCAGGUACGAGCAUUGCGUAAAGAGAUGGAACGACCAGAGUUUAAGAACGCUGUCAGCAACUAUCUUAAAACGUACAGCGAAUCGGUUGUACUGAAGAAAAUCGUCAGCGAUAUUUUAAAGUACCGGAAUGCGUUAGAGUGGGCCUUGAUGAAAUAUCACGCGGAAAAGAUGGAAGAAAUAAACCGCUCAAUUUUCUCUCUGUGGAGAGAUAUCUAUCGCGGAAACGAUAUCGACUACAUUUGCAUCAAAACGGAGGACGAAUCGAAACCGGAGAGUAAGACGGUAGAGAAGCGUCGGGCGUACAACUACCGGGUGGUUCAGGCUAAAAACGAUGUGGAAAUCGAUAUGAGAGGAAGGUGCAGUGCCGGCCAGAAGGUGCUGGCUUCGCUGAUAAUCCGAAUGGCACUGGCCGAAACGUUCAGCAACAAUUGCGGCGUGAUGGCUUUGGAUGAACCUACGACUAAUCUGGAUCGGGAAAAUAUUGCUUCGCUUUGCGAAAGUUUGCGGAGUAUCGUUACGGAACGGGAAAGUGGAAAUUUUCUGCUGAUUAUUAUUACUCACGACGAGGAGUUCGUGACCAAACUGGAGAAGUUCGACACGUAUUACCGAAUUUCGCGCGAUCAAACCGGAAAAUCGGCUAUCAAGGAGGAGCGGUUGUAGGAGUUGUCUCUUCCAUUAAAUUGAUUAGCAUUACUAAGUUUUUACAUACUCGCCAUUGAAUUCCAUUAAUUUGUUAUUUAUACCUUAUAUUCCAAUCUUAAAAUAAACACACACGACGUUGAAUUUGAU
Molecule: messenger RNA, 4367 nt
Organism: Topomyia yanbarensis
Lineage: Eukaryota; Metazoa; Arthropoda; Insecta; Diptera; Culicidae
Gene: rad50
Product: DNA repair protein RAD50
Exons: 6
Coding region: 303-4238 (1311 amino acids)
Biological process (GO): telomere maintenance via telomerase; double-strand break repair; chromosome organization involved in meiotic cell cycle
Cellular component (GO): Mre11 complex; nucleus; condensed nuclear chromosome
Molecular function (GO): ATP hydrolysis activity; single-stranded telomeric DNA binding; double-stranded telomeric DNA binding
Source: RefSeq, a predicted model, not a curated record